GUGGAACUUUGGCCCUUCGUUUUCACAGAAUGUGAAGUGAAAAUUUCUCGUUCAGAUCCAAAACGUUGAGCUGAAAGCAAACAUGUUCAGGUUUUCUCAAAUAGUCUGUUUUUCUCUGAUAUUUGGCAUCACAGCAAAGCCAUAUAAACCCUGGAACAAACUCACAGAUGAAGCAUUCCAGGAUACAGUUAUGUCCAUAGAUGACAAAGGAAAGAUGCCCUGGGGAGUGGAAGUGGAGCCUCCAGAGGACAUGGAUCAGACAGACUAUGACAUCGACCCUAGCAUGAUGAUUUGGAAGAGUAUGACAGGACAGGGCAAACAGCCCCUGAAAGCCGAAGAAGACUUGGAUGAGUUGUACCAUCCUUCAAUGGUCGAUCUCCUCAAAGUUCAAAUCCCAAAUCGGGAUGCCUUCCCUGCUGCCGACUUCCAGGCAGAGCCCUGGCGGGAAGAUGCCAACAUAAAGUACAAUCAGGAACCAGAGGAGGAUAAAGAUGCCAUCGACCACCCUGAUUUCAAGGUGGCUAAAUACAAAGCUGGAGAAGAGGUCCGCGUUGCACAGUCUGAACUAGAAAAGGAUGAGGAUGAGCUGUAUCACCAUGACAACCAGGGUCCACCUGUGCAGAUGGAGUUGCUGAGCCGUGAGGUCAUGGGUGAAAGUGAGGUCAGAGUUCACCUUCAACCAGAGGAGGACAUGGACGACCUGUACCACAAAGAUCCUCUGAAGCUCAUCCCUUACCAAGAUGAUACUAAAGCUGCCGCUCCUGUGUAUUUACCGUCUCAGAGAAAGCACAGCGAACCAGAGGAGGAUCUGGACGACCUCUACCACCGCUGAUCCUUCAACAAAUCAACCUGUGUAGAUCCGAAUCAUUUCAGAUCAGACAC
Molecule: messenger RNA, 882 nt
Organism: Etheostoma cragini (Arkansas darter)
Lineage: Eukaryota; Metazoa; Chordata; Actinopteri; Perciformes; Percidae
Exons: 4
Coding region: 83-832 (249 amino acids)
Source: RefSeq, a predicted model, not a curated record